AUGGCUAACCAACCACAAAUUGUAAAAGAUUGGAGUAGUCUCCCUGUUGACAUCCUCUCCCUAGUCCUUCGAGGCCUAAACAAAACCGAAACUGACCGUCGUAGGCUGCGUAGUGUCUGCACCUCUUGGCGUGCCUCUCUUUUUCCUCCUAACCCCCCUCUGCAUUUCCCUCUUGAGAGUGUCUUUUACCUCAUUUCUAAACCUGCAGAAACUGAAACCAGCAGUACCAGUACUGAUGUCUGGCUCACUCGAGUCGAUGAAAUGUCAGGCCCUUUUCAUACAUGGACACUUCAGAAUCCCAUUUCUCCUGCUCAUGUAUUUUUACCAAUGCCAGAUUUCAAAGCUGAGUUUUCUGAUGACAGUCCUAGAGCUGUUACGAUUGUUAUGCUUCCAAAAUCAGGCGCCACUGCUGAAAAUUACUCGCUUCUGGCUUUGUAUGUUGAUGGGAAUUUGGGGUUGUUAAAAUCUGGAGCAGAGGAAUGGGUUAUCAUCCCUUUCGAAAGCCAUCGUUUCAGUGAUGUUAUUGCUUAUAAGGGUGAAUUUUAUGCUAUUGAUUACAAGGGUAAGCUGAUAUCGAUUGAUCCUCGAACAUUCGAGGUGAAAACAAUUGCAAGGCCACAUUUGGAGGAAGUGGAAAGUGAAGGGUUUAUGAUUUGCUCCUAUUUGGUGGAAUCGUGUGGGAAACUUUGCCUGGUUAACAAAGUUGUUAACAUGAGUGCCCGUAUUAUGGAGGCUACUUUCUAUGACAAGGUAAAAAAGAAGUUUGUCAUUCAUGACUACUUGAGUGAAGUAGGAGAACCACUUGAGUUUAUGGUAUCUACCUUGAGCUGUUCUUGCUCGAGCUCACCAAAUAGCGAAAAGGAGUACUAUUGGGAGACAGUGAAGAAUCUAGGAGACCGACUGUUGUUUGUGAGCGAAUAUGUAAGCUUCUCUCUAUCAGCUCGAGAAAUAGGUUGGAGUCGAGGGAAUUGCAUAUUUUUCACCCAAGAAGGAUUCAAGGGGCAUGGAUACUACUGCUAUGGAGACGCGCAUUGUGAUGAUAUUGAUCACAGCUAUAAGUCAGAGUUGCAAAUGUUCAGCAGAUUUUGUGGACUCCAUACUUUGAAAGACGGCCGAGUGAUGACUGGUGUUGAUUUGCCUUCCAAGUUUACCAAGAUUUUCUGGCCUAUGCCUACUUGGUUGGCCUCCAAUCCAAUCCUGCCGUCUGACAAAACUGAAGCUGAUGCUGUUUCUUUUUAG
Chenopodium quinoa (quinoa) is the source of this 1239-nucleotide messenger RNA. Its product is annotated as F-box protein At2g17036-like. Gene Ontology annotation, molecular function: protein binding. The coding region runs from base 1 to 1239 and encodes 412 amino acids. The record is from RefSeq and is a predicted model, not a curated record. Lineage: Eukaryota; Viridiplantae; Streptophyta; Magnoliopsida; Caryophyllales; Amaranthaceae. The transcript has 3 exons.